Molecule: messenger RNA, 723 nt
Organism: Cladophialophora carrionii CBS 160.54
Lineage: Eukaryota; Fungi; Ascomycota; Eurotiomycetes; Chaetothyriales; Herpotrichiellaceae
Exons: 2
Coding region: 1-723 (240 amino acids)
Source: RefSeq, a predicted model, not a curated record
AUGGCCGCCACUCGACCAUUCUUCAGAGCAUUAGUUGCCAGCCCCCGUUGUUCUCGCCCACUAGGGGUCAGAGCCAGCAUACUGCCGCUCUCCCAACAACGCUUCCAGAGCUUACUGUCGCAAGAUACCAUCAACAAAGUCGACGCCAAGUCCGCCGACAUCUCGUCCGCCAAUGCGGGCACCGUCUCAGAAGCCAUCAAACACGACCAUGCCGAACUGAAGGAAUACUACAACAACAUUCUCAAUGCCACGGACACGGAGUCAAAGAUCCGUUGGCAGAAUCAAUUCACUUGGGAAUUAGCUCGUCAUUCCAUUGGAGAGGAGCUCGUCGUCUAUCCAGCCAUGGAGGAGCACCUGGGCGACGAGGGAAAGCAACUGGCCCAGAAGGACCGAGACGGCCACAACAAGGUCAAACAACUGCUGUACAAAUUUCAGGGCUUGGCUCCCUCCAGCAAGGACUUCGAACCAACAAUCAAGUCUCUCUGGGAGGUUCUCACCAAACACAUCGAGGAAGAAGAGAGCGACGACCUUCCGAAGCUCGAAAAAGCGAUCCCGGAUGGUAAUUCGUCACAGAUGGCGAAAAGUUUCGAGCGGACCAAGAUGUUUGUGCCGACGCGCAGUCAUCCUUCGGCUCCGGACAAGCCUCCCUUUGAGACGGUCGCUGGACUGAUGGCUGCACCGUUGGACAAGCUGAGCGAUAUUUUCCGACGAUUUCCGCAGUGA